UAAAAGGCCCAGUGCCCUAACAACCCUAACUUGUACCUCAUAUAAAACUUAGCGCCGCCAUAAUUCACUCAACUACAAAAUCCACAACUUGCUACCUAUUUUCUUGCCGAAGGCACUAUGGUGAAGUACUCUAAAGAGCCUGAUAAUCCCACCAAAUCCUGCAAAGCCCGGGGUGCUGCUCUCAGAGUUCACUUCAAGAACACAAGGGAAACGGCGCACGCUGUCAGGAAGCUUCCUCUGGUUAAGGCGAAAAGGUAUUUGGAGGAUGUGUUGGCCCACAAGCAAGCCAUACCAUUCACACGCUUCUGUCGCGGGGUUGGCCGAACUGCUCAGGCUAAGAAUAGGCACUCAAAUGGUCAAGGACGUUGGCCAGUCAAGUCUGCCGGAUUUAUUCUUGAUUUGCUCAAGAACGCAGAGAGCAAUGCUGAGGUGAAAGGGUUGGAUGUAGAUUCACUUUAUAUUUCUCAUAUUCAAGUUAACCUAGCACAAAAGCAAAGACACCGAACUUAUCGUGCUCAUGGAAGGAUUAACCCUUACAUGUCAUCUCCCUGCCAUAUCGAGCUAACAUUGUCCGAAAAGGAAGAAUCUGUGAAAAAGGAGGCUGAAACCCAAUUGGCAGCAAGCAAAUCUAGGAAGGCUUAGUUAAGUUUGUCAUUAGAGUUUAAGCAGUCACUUUAUAAAUCUUCACAAGUGUUUUUUCCAAUUUUCUAAUUCCCUUUCAUAACAAGUUUUUUUUUUUUUUUUUUUUUUUUGCGGUCUUGGUCGCUUGCAGAUCAGUUCUUAUUGCUUCCUUCUAUGAGUGUAAA
Molecule: messenger RNA, 806 nt
Organism: Lycium ferocissimum
Lineage: Eukaryota; Viridiplantae; Streptophyta; Magnoliopsida; Solanales; Solanaceae
Product: large ribosomal subunit protein uL22y
Exons: 6
Coding region: 118-642 (174 amino acids)
Biological process (GO): cytoplasmic translation
Cellular component (GO): ribosome; cytosolic large ribosomal subunit
Molecular function (GO): structural constituent of ribosome
Source: RefSeq, a predicted model, not a curated record